UUAAGGACAGUUCAGACUUCAGGCCAUAUAUAGCAACAAGACUCUUGUUUCAAGCUCAAACCCAUAUCUAGUUGCUCCCAUAGAAACCCUCUUCAAAACAUCCUUUCAUGUUGUGACAAACAAGAGCUACUUAAAACAAACCAUCCAGCUCUCAAAUGGGUUUGCCCAGAAAAUCCCUCACUAUUCUAUCUUUUUCUUGGUUUUCACUCACAAUUCUUUUGGGGUCCUUUUCUUUUGUUGCAACAGGUGCAGAUUAUACUACUGUGGUCUUUAAGGGCUGUGCAGACCAGAAAUUUCAAGACCCAUCUGGAGUUUAUUUACAAAACCUCAAAAACCUCAUGUCAACUUUGGUUUCACAAUCAUCACAGAAAACUUUCUCCACUACCACCUCUGGUCAGGACCCUAAUGCAAUCAUGGGCCUUUACCAAUGCAGAGGAGACCUAACAACAAGCCAGUGUUACAGCUGUGUAAGCAAGAUCCCAGAAAUUAGUGAUAAACUUUGUGGCAAAGCUGUAGCUGCCAGGGUUCAGCUGAGUGGCUGUUAUCUAAGGUACGAGAUAGUUGGGUUCAAACAGGUUCCAGAAACUGAAUUUUUGUACAAGGUUUGUGGGUCAGCUCAGGCUAGUCGCACUGACUUCGAGGGUAGAAGAGAGACGGCCUUCAACAUGACAGAAGAUGGUGUGAAAAGUAGUAACCGAUCGUUUUACACUGGAGAUUAUCAGUCUGUUUACGUUUUGGGUCAGUGUGAGGAUGAUUUGGCGAACAGUGACUGUGGGGAUUGUGUGAAGAGUGCUUUUGAGACAGCAAAAGAUGAUUGUGGUGACUCAAUUUCUGCACAGGUUUAUCUGCACAAGUGCUACAUUAGUUAUAGCUACUACCCCAAUGGAGUUCCGACCGUAUCUUCAUCUUCAGGGACAGGGACAAGGCAACACACACAGAAGACAGUGGCAAUCGCAGUUGGAGGGGUAGCAGCUUUGGGCUUUGUAGUCGUUUGUUUGAUGUUUCUGAAAGCAGUGCUGAAGAAACGAAGUGCUAGUAAACAUGAAGGGUACUGAGAGGAUGAGCAUCCUGAUGAUGGGUGGGUCUGAAAUGCUAGAAAAAGGAGGAGCUUUUGAUACGAGAAAAGAAGAUAACCAAAGUUGGGGGAGAGAAUUUCAAUGGGAAAUGUGAAGAGUCCCCACAGAUACUCGAAUACUGACCUGGUUGUUUUAUGUGUUAAAACAAACAUGUAUAUCCAACUAUAGAGGCUAAUAGUGAUUAAACCAAAUUUGUUCUAUAAUGCUGAUGAACGAGAAUAUUUACCCAACCAUAUACAAAGUUUGUAAGCCAAAGCUUUGCAGCAAAUUUUGAUUUCCAUUGGCUAUAAGUUACCAAAAUAGUCUACGUUUGAAGUCCUUUUGCAAUCAAAG
Molecule: messenger RNA, 1409 nt
Organism: Theobroma umbraticum
Lineage: Eukaryota; Viridiplantae; Streptophyta; Magnoliopsida; Malvales; Malvaceae
Gene: PDLP1
Product: plasmodesmata-located protein 1
Biological process (GO): transport of virus in multicellular host; plasmodesmata-mediated intercellular transport
Cellular component (GO): plasmodesma
Source: RefSeq, a predicted model, not a curated record